CACGGAUGCGGAAGUUCGGAAUCGUUGUUUUGCUAAACCAGUAGCUCCGUAGCUAUCAUCGACAGUCUGGUUUUGUGUUUUUUGUUUUGUUUUGUUUUUUAUGGUCGUUAAUAAGUAAACAACACUCAUGGUCAGGAUGACACAGAAGCACUGCCUGGAGGGCCAGGUGUACUCAGUGCCUCUCAUCCAGCCAGACCUGAGGAGAGAGGAGGCUGUUCACCAGAUAGCAGAUGCAUUGAUGUACUUGGAGACAAUUUCUACAGACAUCUUCAGAAGGGUGUCUGACAGUGUCGAGAAAAACCGUCACCAACUGAAGAGCAUCACUGACCGGAUCAGACUAGCUCAGGCCCGUGUUGACAAGAUUAAAGGCAGCAAGAAGGCCACUAAGGUUUUCUCCAGUGCCAAGUACCCAGCCCCGGAUCGACUCCAGGACUACUCCUCUAUCUUUGCUGGGGCUACAGACCCCUCUUUACAAACCCGGUCCCGACACAGGAUACAGAAUAAACUGCGGCCCUUUGAUGAAAAGGCUUUACAGGAGAAGUUAAUGUAUUUGCCAGUGUGCGUGAGAAAUAAGAAGAAGACUGAGGAUGAGACAGAAGAAGGAUUGGGCAGUCUGCCGCGUAACAUCUCAUCUGUCAGCUCUCUUUUACUCUUUAAUACCACAGAAAAUCUAUAUAAGAAGUAUGUGUUUCUUGAUCCUUUGGCGGGAGCAGUGACAAAAACACACACAACACUAGAGACAGAAAAAGAAGAUAAACCAUUUGAUGCUCCUCUGUCCAUUACAAAAAGAGAGCAACUGGAGAGACAGAUAGCAGAGAGUUAUUUCUAUGUGCCAGACCUGGGUCAAGUGCCUGAGAUAGAUGUGCCGUCCUACCUGCCAGACCUGCCAGGUAUUGCAGACGACCUGUCUUACAGUGCAGACCUUGGGCCUGGAUUCGCCCCCUCGGGACCCACACACAACAUCCCAGAGCUGCCCUCCUUCUCUGAGGAGAGCAAUGCACCAGGAACUCAGCUCCAAACUGAUGGCACACCGCCUCCACCACCUCCCCCUCCCCCUCCUCCCCCUGAGCCUUCCCUUCCUCCCGCAGCUUCUGUAUCAGCUCCACCUCCACCACCACCCCCACCCCCUCCUCCUGCAGACAGCUCCACCGAAAAGUCCCAAGUACCAAGUUCAGGUCCUGUGGCUGGUGCACCCAGCGAGGUGGUCCAGCCGUCAGAUGGCCGUGCCAGCCUGCUGGAGUCUAUCCGCAAUGCUGGGGGCAUCGGCAAGGCCAAGUUACGCAAUGUUAAGGAACGCAAGCUGGAGAAGAAGAAACAAAAGGAGCAAGAGCAAGUAGUCGGAGUGGCUGCCAGUGGUGGAGACUUUAUGUCUGAUCUCUUCAAUAAACUCGCCAUGCGACGAAAAGGCAUAUCUGGUAAGGGUCCAGUGGGCGGAGAGUCAGGCGAUGCUCCUACUGGUCCUUCUGGCGCAUUUGCCAGGAUGUCAGAUGUCAUCCCCCCACUUCCUGCGCCACAGUCAACAGACGAUGACGACUGGGAAGCGUAAUGGACAGUGAACACAGCAUUUGGUACCCUUUGAUAUGGUUGUUUAAAAUGACUUAAUUUCCCUCCAACACAGAAAUACUAUAAAAAGUGAUUGUAAAAUGGGAAAUGCAAAUAAUCAAACAAUUUAUUGGUGUUGAAUUUUAGGAGAACAUGCUAAACAAUUAACAACCAAAACACUGAUGAUGGAACUGUUCUGCAGGCUUUGUAUUACAUAACACUUUGCUUUGAAUUCUAUGAAUAUUUAAAAUUUCAGGAGUAAAUCAGUCACAUAUUGCUAUGCCAGUGCUGUGCCUGAUAUGUCUAGUGGCUGUUUCAAUAAUGCAUUUUUAACAAGCUAAAUUUAAAAAUAGAUGAGAAGUCAUUUUCUUCUUUUUUUUUUUUUUUACAUCUAGACUGAUAACCCUGAGUAAAACUGUUAAUUGCCCCUUUAGCCUGUGUUUGCAUUGUGCAUCAUUCUUCACUCAUUAGACAUGUUGCUGGGCCAAAACAGAACAAAAUAUAGAGUAUAUAAAAAGUGAAAUAUAAAAUAAAUAUGAAAAUUGAAAAA
Molecule: messenger RNA, 2092 nt
Organism: Archocentrus centrarchus (flier cichlid)
Lineage: Eukaryota; Metazoa; Chordata; Actinopteri; Cichliformes; Cichlidae
Gene: wash1
Product: WAS protein family homolog 1
Exons: 11
Coding region: 128-1546 (472 amino acids)
Biological process (GO): retrograde transport, endosome to Golgi; Arp2/3 complex-mediated actin nucleation; exocytosis
Cellular component (GO): early endosome; WASH complex; recycling endosome
Molecular function (GO): alpha-tubulin binding; gamma-tubulin binding
Source: RefSeq, a predicted model, not a curated record